GCAGCGUCACCUUUGAGCGAGGUACCCCCUCAGAGAGGCUGUCCCAUCCGCCCCCCUCAGCCGCAGGACGGUGUGUGACAGACCCCGCGGCAAGGGAGCGAGGAGGAGGCGGCGGCGCGUAGUUAAGCGUAGCCUUGCGCCCGCGCCUCAUUCCCGCCCCCUCCGCCCUCUUUCCCUCACCCGCUCGCCCCCAGGUGUCAGGGGCAUCUGCCGCCGCCGCCCCCUGCCAUGGUCCCCCGCCCGUCGCCCUGGAAGCAGGAGGAGCUGGGGCGGCGGCCGCCAUUGCCUGAGGGGGCUGCGAGGCGGCGAUGAGAGGAUGGACGCAGACGAGGUGACCAUCCGCGAGCAGAACUUCCACAGCCAAGUGCGGGAGUACACGAUCUGUUUUCUUCUGUUUGCUAUUCUGUAUAUUGUUUCCUACUUCAUUAUCAGAAGAUACAAGAGGAAAGGAGAUGAGCAAGAGGAUGAAGAUGCUAUUGUCAAUAGAAUUUCGCUAUUCUUGAGUACAUUUACUCUUGCAGUUUCAGCUGGUGCUGUCCUUCUUCUACCUUUCUCAAUAAUCAGCAAUGAAAUCCUGCUCUCUUUUCCACAUAGCUACUAUAUUCAGUGGUUAAAUGGAUCUCUAAUUCAUGGCUUAUGGAAUCUUGUUUCUCUCUUUUCCAACCUUUGUUUGUUUGUACUGAUGCCCUUUGCUUUCUUCUUUCUGGAGUCGGAAGGCUUUGCUGGCUUAAAAAAGGGGAUUAAAGCACGCAUUUUGGAAACCCUUGUUAUGCUCAUUCUUCUUGCACUGCUUAUCCUUGGAAUCGUUUGGGUGGCUUCAGCUCUCAUAGACAAUGAUGCUGCGAGUAUGGAGUCUUUGUAUGAUCUUUGGGAAUUCUACCUCCCUUAUUUAUAUUCCUGUAUAUCACUGAUGGGAUGUUUAUUACUUCUACUAUGCACACCAGUGGGACUUUCACGAAUGUUUACAGUGAUGGGUCAGUUGCUUGUAAAGCCAACGAUCCUUGAAGACUUGGAUGAACAAAUAUAUAUCAUCACCUUAGAAGAAGAAGCUAUCAUGAGGAGGCUAAAUGGGAUGUCUUCACCAGUGGAGUACAACACAAAGCAGCUGAAGCAGGAACUAAGUAAAGUGAAGAGUAUGAAGACAAAAUUGGAACGACGGAAAAAGGCUUCAGCUUGGGAGAGGAAUCUUGUGUAUCCAGCUGUAAUGAUCCUGCUGCUAAUUGAAACUGCAAUCUCUGUCCUCUUGGUUGCUUGCAAUAUUCUUUGCCUGCUAGUUGACGAAACUGCAAUGCCAAAGGGGUCAAGGGGCCCUGGCAUAGGAAAUGCCUCUCUGUCCACAUUUGGUUUUGUGGGAGCAGCACUCGAGAUCAUUUUGAUUUUCUAUCUAAUGGUCUCUUCGGUUGUUGGCUUCUAUAGCUUACGCUUUUUUGGAGAUUUCACUCCCAGAAAGGAUGACACAACGAUGACAAAGAUAAUUGGGAACUGCGUUUCGAUCUUAGUCCUCAGUUCAGCUUUGCCAGUUAUGUCAAGGACACUGGGUAUUACCAGGUUUGAUCUCCUUGGAGACUUUGGAAGGUUUAACUGGUUAGGAAAUUUCUACAUCGUGCUAUCCUACAAUAUCCUCUUUGCCAUUGUGACAACCCUGUGUCUGGUUAGAAAGUUCACCUCUGCAGUUAGAGAGGAGCUUCUCAAAGCAUUAGGUUUUGACAAGCUUCACCUCUCACACAAUGCAAGAGACUCCGAGGCUGCAAAGCCAUCUGUAAACGGGCACCAGAAAACACUGUGAAAAGCAGGUGGUGGAACCGAGCCCUUUUGACUUCAUGACAUUCCUGUCACUUCAUAGCACUUGUUUUUGUAUUGCUUUUUCUUGUUUGUAUAUUGGGUCCAAGUUGAUAAAAAAAAUUGCACCCUAGAAAGCUGGGUGUAACAGACUGUACUCUUCUUGCCCAGAUUGAUCCAUGUUAAAUUACUGUUUCAGCUGGUGCAGAAUUGUGUCUUGAAACCUGGAAGCAGAAAAGAAAACUCUAUUCCUCUUUGGAUACGCCUCCAUAUUGAUCUAUCAACAUAUUAGGCCAAGAAUCUCCCGAGCAUAAACCUUUUGCUGAAGAAUUAGGCUGGGUGUCUUGAGAUGAGCCUUGCUAGUUGAAAAUGGUAAAUCCCUUACUAGUUGCUGCUUUUUCAGUAAAAUUGCAUUACGAAAACUGACAACUUAAAGAGAGUACGGUAAGAUCCAGGAUCAGUACAUUCAUUGCCCAUCUGAUGAGUUUCCACCGUCAUUGUGUCUUAAGAUACCAGCAGUUCCUGGUUCUAAAUGACAAACUGAGACUCAUGAAUUACACAGUAAUGUAACCCUAGGUUGCAGUGCUAAAUUGUAAUUUCACAGACCUCUGAUUGUUGUGUACAUAAUCAUGCAUUUUAGGGCAAUCACACAACUCCAUUAAAUGCACAGAGAAUUCUGUUCAUUUCCUUCUGUGUAAUGUGUCGCCUUAUAUGCAUAAGCAAUGAGAAAAGGAUACAAUAGCACACAACUUCCACAAGUGUUAAAACAAUUAUCCCACUCUAGAUGCCCUGGGUUAAGUGUGCAGUGCAUUCUAGUUAAUUAGAAUAGACCAUUUUUUCAUUAUUUCCUUUGUUGAUCUAUCUAUUUAAAAAACAUGGAGUAAUCAGGUAGCAGAUUAUCAACUCCAGUUUUUUAAAUAUUAAAAUAUAGAUUCCAAUUAAGGCAUGCAAUUUUCAUUGAUAUUGUUACACUUUAGCAAAUCUUGUGUGUAACACAAGAAUCUGAAGGAAGUUAGCAUACAUACUGUGAGUAGAGGUAGGUAGAUUGUAAAGGCUAGCAUGACAUUGUAUGAAACUUUGCUGAAGGUUUGUAGUUCUUGGAUGAUGAAGUGACACUGGCCAUUCAUAGAUGAGCACAUUUUAUAAGUGAUCCCAUAAGGUUAACUGGAUCUUCACAACUUUAAUGUUUUACCUCACUUUGAAAAUAUCAGUAUUGUAUUAAUCUCAGUAAAUCCAAAACUGGGUUUUGAUGUGUUUUACAAUGUUGAAAUAAUUCUGCAAAUUAUCCUGCUUUUUAUGAAAGAUCAGAAUGUUACUAGAUUCAUUGGGGUUCACAAGCAUUUUCCGCACUGUUUGACAUCAGUGUAGAGUUUCUGGACAUUAGACACUAUUUUAAGUUUCAGAUGAUUUCUUAUGAAAAUUUAUAUUGCACAAAAUUUUGGAAGGUAGCAUUUAUAGUAAACACAUUAUAGAUUUUUUUCUAAUUUUGUCAGUAUAAAUGACAAAUAGAGCAGAUGCAGGACAGAACUUGUUUUUCAUAAAACUGUUUCUGGGAACUGGAAUAAAUUGUAAACUGGGGGCUUUUUGCCAAAGUGGAAGAUGUAGAGAAAUCGGCUGACUCAGAUUAAGCCAGGAUAUUCCCAAGUGCUGUGCACCACAUACAGCACCCUUCACAUAAGUGGGGAAAAGCCAGGAAGCUGUAGUUAUGAAUUAACUAUAACUUCACAUCACAUGCAAAUGGGAAAAUCAAUGGCUUCUGAACAAACCAGCCAACUUGUGGAUAAGCUCGUUUGGAAGCUGUUAAGCAAGAGAAGUUGCAAUGAACUUCUGCUUCCUGACUUGUUUUUCCAUUCACAUGAAGGGAAUGGCAAAGCAAGAGCAAAAGGGAGAGUUGAGGGCAGUGUGUUUGUGCCUAGCCCAGCUUAUUAAACCAACAUUUGAUUAUCUCAACCAGGCCCAAGAGUUUAGAUGUUGAUACCCUGUAUCUCAAUUUGAAAUGGUAGUACCGGUAAUUGGUUUUAGGAUUUUUAGUAUGCUUGGCACCUCCACUUAACACAUUAAAACAUACUCAUGUGCAUGUUAUAAUAGUAAUAUGCCUACAGAAAAAAGUGGAUUCUGUAUAGUAAAGGUACAUCAACAGUAUGCUUAUUACCAUAGCUACUGCAGUCAACAUAUAGAUGGAUCCAACUGAAUUUGAAAGUAUUUGUGAUUCUGUGGCUAUCAUGCCUUGGACAAAGUUCAUACCAAAUUAUUGAGAAUUUUAAUCCAUGUUCUUCAUAGGUAGAGAGUUGACUUAGACAAAUUUGCAAAUUAAACAUCAAAGACAAUAAAUGCAGAUGGCAUGAGGAAUCUUCCGUAAGUACCUUAAUAAACUUGGGUUAGUUCACCUGUAAGUGCUCUACUGUACAGCCCCAUUCAUAUCAGGAGCUGUGCAAGAGGAAAUGCUUCCCUGAAAACAUUGCCUUUGGUUAUCCCGGUGUGGUUAGCAUUAAUUGUACAUGGUAUGACACCUGCCCCCAUCCCCAAAAGUCCUUUGAUUUGUGAAGGCUCCAUCUCAAUUCUUGUAAUUUCUUAGAAUCAGGUGUGCAACUUAUCCUAUGUAUUGGUGUGUAUCUCAAUCAGGGGUGGGGUACUUUCUUUCCCUCUCAAGACCGACAUUUGGGACAAUAUUUGUUGUGCUAAAUAGGCCAGUGAUGGGUAGGACCUCUUCUUCCCCUUCCAUUCUCCGCCCCUUCCCAGCCACUUGCAUGAAAUUAGGCCAAAGACUAAAUUGACCCCUGUAAAGUUUUAAUGCCUUUGGCAGGAAAAUAGGAGGGACUUAUCUAGUAAUGUGACUAGUGCCAUUGCAGCAAAUCAUUGUUUCCUGCUGAUACUAGAAUAAUACAGGCCAUCUCACCCUGUGAAAUUGAAGUAUAACCUGGCUAUUGCUGCCUCCCACUUCCAAACUUACACAAAAAUACACAAUGCACCACUCUGGAGAUGCAUGUGAAAUAAGAGUCACUAGAAGGGGGACAGAUUCAGCACCCCCCCCCCUUAUAAAUAUGUGUGAUGGUCUCCUGUUCCUUGACUUUGUCCAUGUGAAAUUGUUGAAAUUGUCAUUUUAUCCCUCAGUUCAAAUUAUUUUACAGAUGAAGUUCUACUUUCAAAUAUAGUGAUAAAAUUAUACAUAAAUACUUAAUUAUAAAGGCUUAAAUGUGUUUAAGUAGAUGGUAUUAGUAAUUCUUUGAUGGAUACUAGUAAUGUAUUCCUAGUGGUUUGACUCGUGUAGUCAAGUGUUUUGUACCUUUUUUAAGGUACAAAAACCUCUACUUCAGUCAUAAACCAUCUGCCUCGUUAUGAGGCUAAAGCACAAAUAUGCUUUUCUUGUAUGAGCUAGAUGUAUAUAAAAUCAGACCAAAAAUGUAUGCAAGUUAAGUGUCUUAAGUGCGCCAUUGUUUGGCUUUCUCCUCCACUGGUACACUGUGUUAACACAGCGUGACAGAAUUGUUGUUGCAAAGUCUGAGCACAUCUUUACCCUUUAGCUUUUUAAGCCAAUGUCAAGCAGACAUAGAGGGGUUAUUUAGAAGUUGGAUUCACUAGGACACUUUGUUUACAGAUUGUAAUGUGACGUUUACCUUCACCUCUUUCUCCAAUCUUUUACACAGUUGCCUGUUUUACAGUGUCAAUUAAAGGAUUUGACAAUAUGUUCUUCUACAGCUUAUUUGGUUCAGAGGUGUUUCAUUCAGCUCAAGCUUCUGUUCACUUAAAACACUUUGACAUUGUGUACAGCCUGGUAUUGAGAACAUCUCACAGAUGUUCUGCCUGCACUGAGAUUUUUCUUUUCUCCUCUUAGGGAGCUUGUGAACUUUAUUCAGAAGAAAUGGGAAGUGGGUAGCAAUGUAUGUAGUUGUUUGUAUGGGUGAAGUUUAUGGGCAAUCAGAUACGCCACCUUUACAAAUCUUUGGGGUGUACCGUUAAUGUGCCCAGGAACACACUUUAAAUAGAGGAUGGAUGAAAGCACACCCAGGUAGGGGAAGACAUACAUCCCAUGAUUUGAAAGCUGACCACAGGCAGAAUCUUGUAGAAAGCUCUGGAAGACUAGGAGUGCUGGCGCCUCUCUUUACUCAUGUACAAUACGUUUUUUAUGUAUAGUAUAAGGAGGUAGAACCAGUGUAAUCCUACUUAGUUCCUUUCUGACUACUCAAGAAGGAACCUCCUGUGUUAAGAGGUUCUUUCUUGAGUAGUCGGAAACUGACUAAGCAGAAAUAUACUAGUUCUAUCUCCCAGUGAGUUGGAAUUCUGUUCUAGCAUUUCCUCAUUGCCUUUAUACUGGUACUGUCUUUUCUAGCCAGUCUCUAGCCUGUUGUCAUACUUCAUGGUGAGUGUGGGGAAUAAAAUUCUUUGAGUGCAUUUGGCUUGUGCCUCACUCACCUGGGCAAGGAGCAUAUGGUCAAAUCUUGCAAGUACAGUGGUACCAUGGGGUACAAACGCUUCGGGUUACAAACACUUUGGGUUACAGACUCCGCUAACCCGGAAGUAGUACCUCAGGUUAAGAACUUUGCCCCAGGAUGAGAAAAGAAAUUGCGUGGCAGCAGCGGGAGGCCCCGUAUCUCAGGUUAAGAACAGACCUGGAACAAAUUAAGUUCAUAACCAGAGAUUUAUUUUUUUUAAAAAAAAGUUUGCUGGCUUCACACAAAGCAUGUCUAAGCUAUUGAGAGCUGCCUCAAUUGUCUCUACUUGCUUGCCUCCUACUCCCAUCUCUUGGUGAGCUUGUUAUUCUUCCCAUUUGGGACUCUGCAGAACCCACAAACAAAAGUUACCUUCCUGUUAACUAGCCUUCAAGUAGCUAUCCUGUGGAUAAACACAGCCAUUCUUCAACCUCGUGAGUGCUUUUAUAUUUUGCUGAAAGCCGCCGAGAGCGGCUGGGGCAACCCAUCAGAUGGGUAGGGUAGAAGUAAUGUAUUAUUACUGGUAUUUCUAUUUUGUGAGGAGCUGACUUUAUGGGAGAGAAAAGCUCUCUUAAGGGACUAGGAUGGUGGUUCUAUAAUGUGACUGCAAUGUGGAACAAUGGGAAUUACUCAUGAAGGGCAAUUGCAGCAGGGAAUCUACUCAUGCCGGAAGAAAUAUCAACAACCUCAGAUAUGCAGAUGACACAACCUUGAUGGCAGAAAGUGAGGAGGAAUUAAAGAACCUUUUAAUGAGGGUGAAAGAGGAGAGCGCAAAAUAUGGUCUGAAGCUCAACAUCAAAAAAACCAAGAUCAUGGCCACUGGUCCCAUCACCUCCUGGCAAAUAGAAGGGGAAGAAAUGGAGGCAGUGAGAGAUUUUACUUUCUUGGGCUCCUUGAUCACUGCAGAUGGUGACAGCAGUCACGAAAUUAAAAGACGCAUGCUUCUUGGGAGAAAAGCAAUGACAAACCUAGACAGCAUCUUAAAAAGCAGAGACAUCACCUUGCCGACAAAGGUCCGUAUAGUUAAAGCUAUGGUUUUCCCAGUAGUGAUGUAUGGAAGUGAGAGCUGGACCAUAAAGAAGGCUGAUCGCCGAAGAAGUGAUGCUUUUGAAUUAUGGUGCUGGAGGAGACUCUUGAGAGUCCCAUGGACUGCUAGAAGAUCAAACCUAUCAAUUCUUAAGGAAAUCAGCCCUGAGUGCUCCCUGGAAGGACAGAUCGUGAAGCUGAGGCUCCAAUACUUUGGCCACCUCAUGAGAAGAGAAGAAUCCUUGGAAAAGACCCUGAUGUUGGGAAAGAUUGAGGGCACUAGGAGAAGGGGAAGACAGAGGACAAGAUGGUUGGACAGUGUUCUCGAAGCUACGAACAUGAGUUUGACCAAACUACGGGAGGCAGUGCAAGACAGGAGUGCCUGGCGUGCUAUGGUCCAUGGGGUCACGAAGAGUCGGACACGACUAAACGACUAAACAACAACAACAAUCUACUCAUGGAGGUUUCUUGUAUGUUUUAGAACCUGUUCUAAAAAUAGGAAUGGUGAUAUUGAGCUAACAUGUAUUUUACAUCUGACUACUGAAACGUAUGAAAUGACACCCCUCCCCCCCAGGUUGCUUACAGAUAUGAGGGUUUGAGCCUUUCUUCCCAGUUUCAGUGCUUACUCCUGGGCAGGAACUGAAACCUCUCUCCUGCUUGGGAGUCAGUGGGGGAUGAGAUUGAAGUUGGUAGCCUAGUUGCUACUGCUACCACACUUCCGGUGUCCUCUAUCUUCAGUCUCUGGUUUCGAGAAACUGGAUGAAAGGGAUGUAAAUCAAUGGCUAAGGCCUGGUAAAUCCUUCCCCCAUAAAUUUGACAUCUCUUCCACCCCUUUCCCUAUUAUGGGAAGAUAUGCUGUAUCCAAUACCAUAAAAGCCCACCCCACUCUGACUUGCCAGAAGGCCAUAUGCACAUAUGCACAAAGGAAAAACUUGUGUGGCAGCUCUUGCUGAAAAUGGCAAGUAAUUCAUAUAUAAUUGAAAUAUAUUAAUAUUUAUUCAUAUAUAUUAAUAUAUAUUUAUAUAAUACACAUUCAACUAAGGCCUACUCAAAAGUGGACCCAUUAAAAUUAGGGACUUAAAUUUCAAUGAGUCUGUUCCAAGGAAUAUGUCCAGCAUUGGAUACAACCCAAUGCCUUUUUUCAGUUACCUUGAAAAAGUGUAUUAAAACAUUAGUUAAGUAUUUUCUUCUGAUAAUGGGAACGGCAUAAAGGACAUAUGGGUCUUUCUCCCAAGGAGAAGUCUUCAAAUGCUUGAACACAGGUACUAUGAAACAUGUGUGAACAGGAGAGCAGAACGGUCUUGCUGGAGCAUGAUGGGUAGCUGGCUUGGGGAAUUCCAUCCUGCAGGUGAGGGGGGUAGAUGAGAGGCAUAAUGCAAAUUGGGCAGUCAACUAUGUCUUGUCGGAGUGCCUGAAACAAAGAAAAUGGUAAGCGUAGAAAAUACUAAACUGGCUUAAUAGCAACACUUUGUAUUCAUACACAAAAAAGUCCAAAAGAACGUAAAAAAGAAAAAAAAAGAAAAUUGGCUCUGAAACCAACCUGCAUCUGUAUCUUUUCCCAUUCAACUUCAUCUAUGCCU
Molecule: messenger RNA, 8812 nt
Organism: Zootoca vivipara (common lizard)
Lineage: Eukaryota; Metazoa; Chordata; Lepidosauria; Squamata; Lacertidae
Gene: LMBR1
Product: limb development membrane protein 1
Biological process (GO): signal transduction
Cellular component (GO): plasma membrane
Molecular function (GO): transmembrane signaling receptor activity
Source: RefSeq, a predicted model, not a curated record